AAAUUAUGUAACUCCCUUUGCCACAAUUUAUGUUGUUUAUUUUUUUAAAUUCUUCUAAGAUAAUAUUUUAUUUAUGUUCUUAAAAAUUAUUUAAAUUUGAAUUUAUAAGUUUGCUCUUCAUAAUCAUAAGACUUAUUAUAUAAGUUACAAGUUUCAAAAUUACUACUCAUAUUUUGUAAAAAUAAUUUCUGCCAUCUUACCUCACAACCUCAACGGUUGAGGAGGGAGUAAGUAGUAAUUAUACAAAUUAACGUAGAUGAAGAAAAAGAAAAAGAAAAAGAAAAAGAAAAAAAAAAGAGCAGUCGUUUGACAGCUAGGGUUUAAUGUAAAGUUUUGUCUCUUUUCUUCUCCAUUGAUUUCAAAAUCAUAUAUUUGGGGAUUUCUGCAAAUCCCUAAAAUUGAUAGAAGUUGGCUAUCUGCAAACUUUGGAGUGCUCAGCAUAUUGGUAGAAUAUGGGUCGUUUUAGGAAUAAGAGCAGGAAGCCGUUUGUCAAGCCAAUUGGGGGGAAGGCGCCAACGGUCGACCAUGUUACUGGCGACAAGAUUCCAAAGAGCUUCGUGUUUUCAAGGGGGAAGCUUCCUGGUCCUCUCAAACAGUUGCAAAUGGACUUGAGGAAAUUGAUGCUUCCUUAUACGGCUCUCAAGCUCAAGGAAACGAAACGAAAUAUUCUCAGAGAUUUCGUGACUCUUGCUAGUGGUAUGCAUGUCACACAUUUCCUAAUAUUAUCAAAAACUGACUCUGCACCAUACUUGAGGGUUGCCCUAAUGAAGCACGGUCCAACUUUAACGUUUAAGAUACAUAAGUAUUCGCUGGCUGCUGACAUUGCUCAAUCUCAACUCCGUCCAAGAUGCCCUCUGGAACUUUUCAAAACCCCACCGUUGAUUGUGCUAUCUGGUUUUGGGACAGGGGAACAACAUCUAAAACUCACUACAAAUAUAUUCCAGACCAUUUUUCCUGCCAUUGACAUAAAUACUGUCAAACUGUCUUCAUGCCAAAGGAUAGUAUUGCUUAAUUACGACAAAGAAACAAAGCUUAUUGAUUUCCGGCAUUAUUCUAUCAGAUUACAGCCAGUGGGCGUUUCUCGCCGGAUCAGGAAAUUUGUGCAAAACCAUCAAGUGCCUGAUCUAAGAAGUCUUCAAGAUGUUAGUGACUUCUUGACUAAGGCUGGUUAUGGAUCUGAAAGUGAAGCGGAUGACGAGGCAGCGACUGUAAAUCUGUCAUCUGAUAUUGGAAGAGUUAACCGAGCUUCUACGAAAAGUGCUGUCAAACUUCAAGAGAUUGGACCUAGAAUGACUCUUCAACUAGUCAAGAUUGAACAGGGUCUCUGUGCUGGUGACGUCCUUUUCAAUGAAUACGGUAAUGUCAACGCAAAAAAAUCGGAAAAUGAAGAAGAGAAUGAACAAGAAAGUGAUGAAGAGAUGGAUAGAGAUGAGCAGGAAGAUGAAGAAGAGCAAGAGCAAGAAACUGAAACGAGUUAGAAGAAGAUUAGCUCUUUAAUUAUGUUUACUUCUGUUCUUGUUUUAAUUUGUAUUGCCAAUAUAUGUAGUCAGAUGCUGGAAGAGGUAAGAAAAUCAUUUUUGAAUUGGGAAUUUGCUCUUAUGAGCCACUCAACUACAGUAAUCUAGUAACUACACCUUUUCCUCAAA
Molecule: messenger RNA, 1646 nt
Organism: Capsicum annuum
Lineage: Eukaryota; Viridiplantae; Streptophyta; Magnoliopsida; Solanales; Solanaceae
Product: peter Pan-like protein
Exons: 7
Coding region: 453-1478 (341 amino acids)
Biological process (GO): rRNA processing; ribosomal large subunit assembly
Cellular component (GO): preribosome, large subunit precursor
Molecular function (GO): rRNA binding
Source: RefSeq, a predicted model, not a curated record